AUGUCUGUUGAGCACACUCGCGAUUGGUCCACCCUGCUGCCCGCUGAGAAACCGGAUGGACCAGUUGACCAGGCAUUUCAGCUGCCAGUCAUUGAGUGUUCCACGCUGUACCGGUUUCCCUGUGCUCUGAAACAUCCAUCUGAAUAUGAAACUUGGCGCAAUGAGAUCUAUCACACGCUCAAGAUCCACAACCUUCAUCGGCUCAUUGACUCUAGCAUUGAGCGCCCCUACAAGGACUCGCCCAAUGCUAGAAACUGGCAACAGAUGUCGAUAGAGGUCCGCAACUGGAUAGCGUGGAACAUGAAUCCAAUCCUUGUGCGCAUGAUUGUGAACGAACAACCCCGAGCUGAACUUGCAGACGAGUUCAUGGCGGGUGCAGAUGCAAUUAUUCGGCAGUCCACUUCCCAAAACCCCGAAGAAGUCGGCGAUGUUAUUUUCAAGUUUAUCGGGUGCAAGCGCACCCGAUUUGACAGUGCCCGGUGGUUCGUUCACCGUCUUAUGGAGUAUUACACCCACACCUUGAAUAUGAAAUUGAGAAUUCCGCCAUUCGUCCCCCUGUUGAUUUUGUUGUCAGAAAUUGAGGAUGAUGUGGGAACGGACUUUGUCAAUCUCAGAUAUGACCGAUUGGAGGAGAUGAACAACAUUGCCGUGGACGUUACCAGAGCAUACUUUGAGGACGUUUACCUCGACGUGUUGGAGUACCUCGAUUCGAUGGAUCAACCAAGCCGUUUGACUGAAGUAGUGUGA
Messenger RNA from Penicillium concentricum, 747 nucleotides. RefSeq lists its product as uncharacterized. The transcript has a single exon. The record is from RefSeq and is a predicted model, not a curated record. The coding region runs from base 1 to 747 and encodes 248 amino acids. Lineage: Eukaryota; Fungi; Ascomycota; Eurotiomycetes; Eurotiales; Aspergillaceae.